AUGCCGAGUUGGCUUUCGCUCCGAGGGAAAGCCAAAAGGCCGAAGAGUGACACACCAGCGGCCACAAUAACCGCAGGCAGCUGCUCAAUAUCCACUUCACAAUCGGGAAAGGUCUUUCCGUCAGGCCUCAAACUACUCCAUCAACCGGACGCUGCUGUGGUGGACAUUGUCUUUAUCCACGGCCUUACUGGUGAUCGGGAGAAGACAUGGUCCGGCAAAAGCGCCGUGACUCCAUGGCCCAAGAUUUUACUGCCAAAAGAGCUCCCUCAAGCUCGAAUUCUGACGUUUGGAUAUGAUGCCUACAUUGCGGAUUGGCGAGCCAUGGUCUCGAAGAACAGGAUCAGUAACCACUCCAAGAAUCUCCUGGCCGCUUUGGCAACUCACCGCGAGAAUGAUGAUACUGUAGUUCCGAUGCACUCCGCUAUCCUACCCGCCUAUGUCUCAAUCGGAAUCCACAGCAAUCACAUGGGUAUGACCAAAUUUGAGACUGAAGAUGACCCGGGUUUCAUUAGUGUUACAGGGGAGCUUCGGAGAUGGGUGAAGGAGCUAAUAUCAAUGCCUGUAACUACAAGUAGAACAUCUCAAGUACCUUUCAUGGUUUCGUUCGACAGAGAUCUUCAGUUUAUCGGCCGCGAUGAUAUCAUCGGGAAUAUUGACCAGAGACUGGAGACUAAACGACGAAUUCCACUUGCUGGUAUCGGCGGCGUUGGAAAAUCUCAAAUAGCCAUUGAGUACUGCUACAGAUUUAGAGCCCAAAAUCCUAGUGGCAGUGUAUUCUGGGUGCAUGCCAACAAUGCGUCGAGAUUUCAGAAUGCAUACAAAAAUAUUGCUAGCAAACUUGGCUUACCUGGCUGGGACGAUCCCAAAACCAACUCCCUCAAGCUUGUCUCUGAGUGGCUAAGCGACGAAGACCACGGCCCUUGGUUAAUGAUAUUGGAUAAUGCUGAUGAUAGCGAGACGUUUUUCGGCACCAGAUCAGAUGGUUUGUCGCUUGAAGCCGAACACCCAGCACCCUUGGUCAGCUAUCUCCCGAGAAACUCAAAAGGUUCUAUCAUCAUCACGACAAGGGACGCACGUGUUGGCGAGAGGUUAUCAGAAAGAGAAAAAUCAAUUACGGUAUUGCCGCUGGUGGUGCAAGAAGCAGAACACUUGUUGCGAUCCAAAUUGCAACAAGAUGCUGAGUGGAGUGAACCGGAUGCAGCUGAGCUCCUUAAGUUGUUAGGAUGUCUGCCUCUGGCAAUUACGCAAGCAGCUGCCUUCAUCAGCGAGAACAUGAUUACGGUGGCAAAGUAUACUGACAUACUACAAGCCAGCGACUCUGAGCUGACAGAUCUCUUGAGUGAAGACCUACAAGAUCCCCGAAGAGAUCUUGAUGCUCCGAGCUCCGUCAUACGAACCUUCAAACUGUCUUUUGACCAGAUACAGAGGCAAAAACCGCGGGCAGCUCAAAUGCUUUCCCUCAUGGCGGUUCUGGAUCGACAAGGAAUUCCAGAGGAAUUUCUACACAGAGAAGAUGAACGAAGUACUGAAUUCAUUACUGCCCUCGGAACACUACAAGCUUUCUCUUUGAUCACAGCUGAGACGGGGGGGAAGACCUUUACGAUGCACCGACUUGUGCAUCUAUCCAUUCAACAUUGGCUUGAGCUGCAGAACACAAAAGCAGAAUAUCAGGACGAGGCUGUGAAAAUGCUGUCAGAAUUGUUUCCAAGCGGGAAACAUGAAAAUUGGAAAAUAUGUGAAGCCCUCUCCCCACACGCUCGAGUUGUGUUGGGGUACAAUUACACAUCUCAGUCUAGCAUGCUGCAUCGCGCAACUCUUCUGUACAACGCAGCUUGGUAUGAUUGGGAACAGGGACGAUACAAUGUUGCAUACAAAGGUGGUUUAGAGUCUUAUAACAUACGUCAAAGGUUGCUGGGCGAGAAUACCUGUAAAUCAUUAGAUAGCUUAGCACUAAUGGCUUUGGUGCUAUGGGAGCAGGGCAAAUAUGAGGCGGCAGAGGAGAUGAGUCGACAAGCACUGGACGGGUAUGAGAAGGUGUUAGGGAAAGAACACCCUGAUACGCUAAUGAGCAUUAAUAAUCUAGCAUUAGUGUUAAAUGGUCAGGGCAAAUAUGAGGCGGCAGAGAAGAUGCAUCAACGAGCACUAGACGGGUAUGAGAAGGUGUUAGGGAAAGAACAUCCUGACACGUUAAUGAGCGUUCAUAAUAUGGCUUCAGCGUUAAGUGGUCAGGGCAAAUAUGAGGCGGCAGAGAAGAUGUAUCAACAAGCACUGGACGGGUAUGAGAAGGUGUUAGGGAAGGAACACCCUGAUACGCUGAUGAGCGUUCUUAAUCUGGCAUCAGCGUUAAGAGGUCAGGGCAAAUAUGAGGCGGCAGAGGAGAUGAGUCGACAAGCACUGGACGAGUAUGAGAAGGUGUUAGGGAAAGAACAUCCUGACACGUUAAUGAGCGUUAAUAAUCUGGCAUCAGCGUUAAGUGGUCAGGGCAAAUAUGAGGCGGCAGAGAAGAUGUAUCAACAAGCACUGGACGGGUAUGAGAAGGUGUUAGGGAAGGAACACCCUGAUACGCUGAUGAGCGUUCAUAAUAUGGCUUCAGUGUUAAGAGAUCAGGGCAAAUAUGAGGCGGCAGAGGAGAUGAAUCAACGAGCACUGGACGGAAGGGAGAAGGUGCUAGGGAAGGAGCACCCUGGCACAUUGAGGAGUGUGUAUUCCCUUGCUUAUUUGCUCCAAGCCCAAAGGCGGUAUGACGAGUCAUCCAUCCUCUAUCAGAGGGCCUGUGCAGGCUUUAAGAAAGUGCUUGGCUUUGACCAUCCCACCACUGUCGAAUGCUCAGGAAAUUAUAACUUCAUGUUUCAGGAAAUGAAGCGACAGAGCCAAGCAAACUGA
Messenger RNA from Endocarpon pusillum Z07020, 2883 nucleotides. RefSeq lists its product as uncharacterized. Gene Ontology annotation, cellular component: kinesin complex. The record is from RefSeq and is a predicted model, not a curated record. The transcript is spliced from 5 exons. Gene Ontology annotation, molecular function: ADP binding; protein binding. NCBI's taxonomy places the organism in Eukaryota, Fungi, Ascomycota, Eurotiomycetes, Verrucariales, Verrucariaceae. The coding region runs from base 1 to 2883 and encodes 960 amino acids.